AUGAAAUUAAAAGCCUUCCUGCCUGUGGACGAUACUCCAUAUUCCGUCGCAUCGCACUUGGCUUUUGAUGAGAGUGUAAUGCCCAUUUUCGACGACAAUAUAACCCAGAAUGGUAGAUUCGUGGUACCUGAGUUCCCUGUCGAAGUACAUCUCCCGUGCUAUAGCCUGGUAGAGCAAGCUCUCAUCGCGGACAAGUUGUCGUGGGAAGAUCCGAUAGUAUUACGUGAAGCGCGGAUCUUGUUAGCUAAAAGCGACGAAGAGUUCGAGGAUUACCGCAAAAGCAUGAUGACUUCUGAAAUCACGCGCACAACACAUGUAAUGCAGGAAGUCAUAUCGCGAGAGAAGACCUUCCACUUUCAAGUCGCAAAUGAAAAGGAGUCGAACAGAAAGAAGAGGCCUCCGCGUCACAGAACUACGGACUUCGAUCCUCAUCAGUUUGAGGACGACGCGCCAAACACUGUGGGAAAACCGAAAGGCACUGAAAAUCGCGCGGCUAACGAAUUUGCUGCCAAACGACCCAAAGCUACCUUUUCUUCUAAGAAGCCUGCAUCACCUCAAGUUGCCAUUGGAAGGGAACCAAACUGUGUCAGAAGCUACUGGGAGACAAACGCGAAAUUCACAACAUUGAAGAGAGCUUUGCAAGCGAUAUGUUUUGGAUACGACUGA
Messenger RNA from Sclerotinia borealis F-4128, 666 nucleotides. The record is from the annotation of a GenBank genome assembly. NCBI's taxonomy places the organism in Eukaryota, Fungi, Ascomycota, Leotiomycetes, Helotiales, Sclerotiniaceae.